This is a messenger RNA of Rhipicephalus microplus (southern cattle tick), 1641 nucleotides long. Its product is annotated as EF-hand domain-containing protein 1. The record is from RefSeq and is a predicted model, not a curated record. Lineage: Eukaryota; Metazoa; Arthropoda; Arachnida; Ixodida; Ixodidae.
AUGCCGCAACGUCGCCCAUUCCUCGACUAUCCGCAGAAGGAUCGCUACCCCCUGAGCCACACGUUCGACUACCGGAGCGGCAUGCCCAUGGCCCGGUCGCUGCCGACCUCGGUCUCAUCGCUUCAGCGAUCGCUGCAGCUGCGCCACUUGGAGACUCGGCAGUCGAGACCGCCCUCCGAGAUCCGCAACGUCGCGACGCUCGGGAGCGGCCGCACUUCGGAGGAGUCCCGCAGCACCGACGACGAUCCCCACAAACACCGAAGGAGGAGGCCAGCCGCCUCCAAGAACUUCCUGCCAAACUUCGCCGUAAAUGACAAGAAGGUUUUGCACUUCCAAGGCUACUUCCGAGAGGAAAUUGAUAACUCGCCAUUGGAGCAGUACCGAGUACGGCCUGUUGACAUUUUCUACUUCCUCGAAGACGAUGGCAUCUCGGUGCGAGAACCCAAGCAGGAGAACAGUGGUCUCAGUCAGGGUUGCGUGCUGCGGAGACAUCGCAUCCGCAAGUCGGACGGCCGCUGCUUCCACUGGAGCGACCUGAACGUGGGGAACACCAUCUCGCUCUACGGCAUCACCUACAAGAUUGUCAACUGCGACAAGUUCACCAGGGACUACCUGCGUCAGCAGGGCGUCGAGGUGCGGCCACCCGAGCCCCUGCCCGAGGACCCGUACACGGCUAGCCGACGCGCCCUCUCCCAGCAGCGGCGCAAGCUGCACACUACCAAGAGCCAGCGGGACAAGCUGUGGCGCUUCUUGCGCUACGACCGCCACGUCCUCCGCUUCUUCUGCGUCGAGGACGGCAAAGGGGUCGUCGACCCCAGGCACCGAAAGAAACUGGUCCUACAGUACUUCUUGGUGGACGAAACACUCGACUUGAAAGAGAUGCACCGGCCGUUGGAACAACGGGAGCUCGCACCGAUUCUGUUGGGACGCCAAAGGAUCCCCAAGGCGCAAGAAAGCAGGGGUUUGUUCGGCAAGUACGAAACAGAAAGCGACGGAGAAGAGUACAUUGGACCCGAGGACUUGCAGCUGGGCCGGCGGCUCAACAUCUAUGGUCGCAGCUUUCUCAUCUACGACUGUGAUGAUUUCACCAAGAACUUUUAUCGUGAGCACUUUGGAGUGGAACACUUCGACGUCAUAGACGUUGACAUCAAAGAAGAAGAGAGGCCACAGCAGCCCGUUCCUCCCCACAAUGGUUUCGGUUCUCCCGAAGACACCCUGCAAUCAGUGCUGAGGAUAACUCCGAGGAGGGCAAGGAAGGACAGCCGCCAGAUCCUGGAGAAGGAAGGUAUAGUCCUACGCUUUCAGGCGACGCUGGACAGCACCCUGCCGCUGGACAAAGAGCGCAGCUUCGUGAUCUGCUUCUACCCAUCGGACGAGACGGUGUCCAUACUGGAAAGGCCGCUGCCGAACUCGGGCGUUCCGGCCGGAAAGUUCCUGCGUCGCAUGAGGCUGCGCAAACCACUCAACGGGUUCCCGCCGCAGUCGUCGGCGGCCGAGCCACGCUACUACGGCGUCGGCGACUUCCGGGUGGGCAACGUCAUCGAGGCCGUCGGCAGGCGCUUCAUCAUCGUGCGCGCCGACCAGUUCGCGACCAACUACAUCAAGCGCCACCACAUGGAAACGUUCGCGAACGGUUGGUGA